This is a messenger RNA of Polypterus senegalus (gray bichir), 7617 nucleotides long. RefSeq names its product afadin-like. Gene Ontology annotation, cellular component: adherens junction. Lineage: Eukaryota; Metazoa; Chordata; Cladistia; Polypteriformes; Polypteridae. Gene Ontology annotation, biological process: signal transduction; regulation of protein localization. The record is from RefSeq and is a predicted model, not a curated record. Gene Ontology annotation, molecular function: cell adhesion molecule binding.
GGUGCGGUAUCUGAAACCACGGAGACAGGCAGAAAGGAACACGGAAAUAGUAGCCGUGGAGAGGGAUACGGACUGCUUGAAUUUACCCGCAUUAUCAGCUUUUGGAGCUUCCUUUUGAGAUUUUAUUUACGGACAAAGGUUGGAUUGGUUUGACUUCAUCCCGGGUCGAGAAUGUCGGGGAGCCGGGAGGAAGAGCGGCGUAAAUUAGCCGAAAUCAUUAACCACUGGAACGCCAACCGGCUCGACCUGUUCGAGAUCAGUCAACCUACCGAGGACUUGGAAUUCCAUGGCGUGAUGCGCUUCUAUUUCCAGGAUCGAGUUGCUGGCAACUUCGCCACUAAGUGCAUUAGAGUAUCCAGCACAGCUACCACGCAGGACGUGAUUGAAACACUGGCUGAAAAGUUCCGACCCGAUAUGAGGAUGCUUUCAUCUCCAAAAUACUCUCUAUAUGAAGUUCAUGUCAGUGGGGAAGAACGGAAGCUUGAUUUGGAUGAAAAGCCUUUGGUAGUACAGCUGAACUGGAAUAAAGAUGACAGAGAAGGAAGAUUUGUAUUAAAAAAUGAGAAUGAUAUCCUCCCAAAGAAGAUACAAAGUAAUGGACCUGAGAAGCAAGAGAAAGAAGGCAUGAUACAAAACUUUAAGAGAACACUGUCAAAAAAGGAGAGAAAGAAAGAGAAAAAGCGGGCACAGGAAAGGGACGAACAUUCCCAGGCCAAAGAGGAUGGGGAAAAUUCACGACUAGCUGCUGAAGUCUACAAGGAUAUGCCUGAGACGAGCUUCACAAGAACAAUUUCCAAUCCAGAAGUGGUUAUGAUGCGUCAACGGCAGCAAAAACUGGAGAGAAGGAUGCAGCAGUUUCGUAGUAGUGAUGGCAGGCCUGAUUCAGGGGGGACAUUAAGAAUAUAUGCUGACAGUUUAAAACCAAAUAUUCCUUACAAGACAAUCCUCCUAUCAACCACAGACACAGCAGACUUUGUUGUUGGAGAGGCACUUGAAAAAUACGGACUUGAGAAGGAAAACCCAAGAGAUUACUGCAUUGCUCGGGUUGUAUUACCUCCAGGAUCUCACAACUCUGAUGACAAUGGUGGAAAAGAGACCAUUCUUGAUGAUUCUGAUUGCCCACUUCAGAUUUUUAGAGACUGGCCAAAUGACAAAGAAGUCUUGGUUUUUCAGCUUAAGAAAAGGCCUCCGGACUAUGCUCCAAAGAAAUCUAGGAAACCAGACGAGAAGGUACCAAGAGUAAAGUCUAUAGAUGGUUCUCUUCAUGGCUCUUUGCAGCCAGAAAAGCUGCCAUACCUGGUGGAGCUGAGCCCAGGGAGAGGAAAUCACUAUGCCUACUACAACUACCGCCACCAAGAAGAUGGCUCUGACUCAAGGGAUAAACCAAAGCUGUACCGGUUACAGACGAGUGUCACAGAAGUUGGAUCUGAGAAAACAGAUGAAAACUCCAUCCAGUUGUUUGGCCCUGGCAUCCAACCUCAUCACUGUGAACUAACUAACAUCGAUGGUGAAGUUUUAUUAACCCCUCUAAGUUUUGAAGCAGAGACCUAUGUUGAUGGUCAGCGCCUCACAGAGAGCACCUUACUUCGAAGCGGCAUGAAGGUCCAGUUUGGGUCUUCUCAUGUCUUCAAGUUUGUUGAUCCUAGCCAUGACCAUGGGUUAAACAAGAGGGGAAUGGACUCAGGGCCCAUGAUGAAAGGCCCAAGAAGCAAGUCUGGUAGUGUCCCAGAGACAACGUUUGAUCUGGAUGGAGAUAUCCAUAGUGGCACAGCACUUCCAGCAAGCAAGAGUUCUAGUAGGUUGGACAUUGAGAGAUCAGCACCUCCAUCAAGCAUUAGUGAACGAGGAAUGGUAAAGCCUAUUCUUAGGCCAGAUCCACAGCAAAGUUAUCGGAAACAGGACCUGAGGUCCCAGGAUGGCAAUGGUCCAGAAAUGUUGUUACCAGCCAGUACUGAAUUUAGAGAAAGCUCUGAAGAUGCUUUCCUUUCUGCAAUCAUUAACUACACUAACAGUUCAACGGUCCACUUCAAGCUAUCCCCUACAUAUGUACUAUACAUGACCUGUCGCUAUGUGCUAUCAAGUCAAUAUAGGCCAGAUAUGAGUCCUUCAGAACGCACUCAUAAGGUGAUAGCCAUUGUCAACAAGAUGGUGCAUAUGAUGGAGGGUGUUAUUCAGAAACAGAAGAAUAUUGCUGGUGCUCUAGCCUUCUGGAUGGCAAAUGCUUCUGAACUUUUAAAUUUUAUAAAGCAAGAUAAAGACCUUAGCAGAAUCACCUUGGAUGCUCAGGACAUCUUGGCCCACUUAGUACAAAUGGCCUUCAAGUAUCUGGUUCGCUGUUUACAGUCUGAUCUGAAUAAUUAUAUGCCUGCAUUCCUAGAAGACCCAGAAGAGCAAAGUCCACAGAGGCACAAAAUAGAUGAUGUUUUGCACACCCUCACUGGAGCUAUGUCACUGCUACGCAGGUGUCGUGUGAAUGCUGCCCUCACUAUUCAGCUUUUCUCCCAACUCUUCCAUUUUAUCAACAUGUGGCUUUUUAACAAACUGGUGACAAAGCCAGAAUCUGAACUUUGCUCCCAUUACUGGGGAGCAAUCUUGCGUCAACAACUAGGCCACAUUGAGGCCUGGGCAGAAAAGCAGGGAUUGGAACUUGCAGCUGACUGCCAUCUUAGCAGAAUUGUACAGGCAACUACUCUUCUUACUAUGGAUAAAUACUCCUUGCAAGAUGUUCCCAACAUUAACAACACUUGUUUCAAACUGAACUCCUUGCAGCUACAAGCAUUACUGCAAAAUUAUCAUUGUGCACACGAUGAGCCAUAUAUACCAAAUGAGCUAAUAGAAAAUGUAGUGACUACAGCAGAGAACACAGCGGAUGAGUUGGCUCGGAGUGAUGGUCGUGAUGUUCAACUAGAGGAAGAUCCUGAUCUGCAGUUGCCUUUUCUACUACCUGAAGAUGGGUACUCAUGUGAUGUAGUGCGUAACAUUCCUAAUGGGUUGCAGGAAUUCUUGGAACCACUCUGCCAGAGAGGGUAUUGCAGGCUUAUCCCACACCCUCGAUCUCCUGGCAAUUGGACUGUAUAUUUUGAAGGAGCUGACUAUGAAACUCAUUUCUCACCUGACAGCACAGAGCUGCCUAUGAGGAAGGAGCCAGAAGUUGUCACCGUAACACUGAAGAAGCACAAUGGGAUGGGUCUCAGUAUUGUGGCUGCAAAGGGUGCUGGACAGGACAAACUAGGAAUCUAUAUAAAGUCUGUUGUAAAAGGAGGGGCAGCAGACUUGGAUGGUCGUCUAGCAGCAGGUGAUCAACUUUUAAGUGUUGAUGGAAAGAGCUUAGUAGGACUUUCACAAGAAAGGGCAGCUGAACUAAUGACUCGGACUGGCUCUGUAGUAACAUUAGAGGUAGCGAAGCAGGGAGCAAUUUACCACGGAUUAGCAACACUACUUAAUCAACCAUCCCCAAUGAUGCAGAGGGCUUCAGACAGAGGUCGUGGCUCAGGUAAACCCAGACCAAAGAGCGAAGGCUUUGAGCUCUACAAUAACUCUGCACAGAAUGGCUCCCCUGACAGCCCACCGGUGCCGUGGGGGGAGUACCCUGAACCAAAGAAAAUGUCAGGAGAGGAAAGACUGCUCAAGAACAGGGCUGACCACCGAUCCAGCCCUAAUGUAGCCAACCAGCCUCAUAGUCCAGGAGCAAAGACAGUUUACUCAGGUGGACCAUCAUCAAAAAUUACAUCUGUAUCUACAGGCAACCUCUGCACUGAUGAACAACAAGCACCUCCAAGACCUGAGGCAUAUCCAAUUCCAACCCAAACCUACACCAGGGAGUACUUUACAUUCCCAGCCUCAAAAUCUCAAGAUAGGAUGGGGCCAGGGCCUGCUCAACAAUGGCAAAACUAUGAAGAAAGGUCUAUGGGACAUCCUGAUGAUCUUUCUUCUAGCAAUAUGCCCAUUCAGAGAGUAACACGAUCUCAGGAAGAGCUGUGUGAUGACCGAGUAAAUUACAAGUCAGAGCGUAUGCGAUCUGACGACAUUCUUCUGCUUCAGCAAUGUGAUCUUGAGUAUCAAAGAGGUCGAGGUAGUGGUGAGCACUGGAAUCAGCAAAUUUCCUCUUCUGUAGAGUCAAGUACCUCCAGUCAGGAGCACCUCAACUACCCUUCAUCCAAUUCUUCAAAGCUCCCAAGCCACAAAAGUGGACCAGGCCGCUGGAAAACUCCAGUGGCUCCUCAUUCCGCCCCAGUUGCAGUCUCUCAACCAAUGCGUACUGACCUCCCACCACCACCACCUCCACCUCCACCUGUGCACUAUGCAGCUGACUUUGAUUCUCAGUCUGAUCUACCUCUUCCUCCCCCUCCACCUGGCACUGGAAUUCUGCAGACUUCAGCUUCUGUAGCUGAUAUGAAAAAGCGUGAGGAACAGCAACGAUGGUAUGAAAAAGAGAAAGCAAGGCUGGAGGAAGAAAGAGAGCGCAAAAAAAGAGAGCAAGAGAGAAAACUAGGACAGAUCAGAAAUCCACCAGUACCAAGUGUCCUUAUGCCUAACCAACACCCUCCAUUGUCUCCAAUGGGAAUUCAGCAACAGCUGACACCACCACCAAUGCCUGUGCAGCAACAGCAAUACUUAAUGCCUUCUGUUACAACCCAGCAACCUUCCCGACCAGAAAAAUUGUCUAGUCUCCCUCGGCCACCCCCUCCACCUCAAGAAACUGUAAUUCGUGAGCUCCUUCCACAGCAGCAGCCACGUACAAUUGAACGUCGGGACUUGCAGUAUAUUACCAUUAGCAAGGAGGAACUUUCCUCCAGUGACAGCCUAUCCCCUGAUCCCUGGAAACGAGAUGCACGUGAGAAACUGGAGAAACAGCAGCAAUUGCACAUUGUAGAUAUGCUUAACAAGGAAAUCCAAGAACUACAGGCUAAGCCAGAGCGUACAGCAGAGGAAAAUGACAGACUUAGGAAGCUGAUGCUUGAGUGGCAGUUCCAGAAACGGCUUCAAGAGUCCAAGCAAAAUGAGGAAGACGAUGAGGAAGAGGAUGAUGAAGACGUUGACACUUUGCUGAUCAUGCAACGGCUAGAGGCAGAGAAGAGAGCACGACAGACUGCUGUUCCAGCAAUCUCUGUUCUAGACUUGUUACAGGAUGAGGAGCGCAGGCGCAAACAGCAGCUUGAAGAGAUCCGCAAACGAGAAGCAGAAGACCGGGCAAAACAAGAAGAGGAAAGACGCUGGCGAGAAGAGGAGAGAAAUCGUCGAGAGACAGAGGAGAAGAGAAGGCAGGAAGAAGAAUAUUAUACUCGCCUGGAGGCAGAACGGCGCAGGCAGCAUGAAGAGGCUGAAAGAAAGCUGUUAACACCUGACGAGCCUGGUCUGUACAGACCUCCUCUCCCCCGGGACUAUGAGCUCCCUUCUCCCCACCCCCCUCCACUAACGUGCUCCACCCCGCCUCAAAGAAACACCUCUUACCUCAAAACGCAGGUCAUCUCCCCUGACACAGUGUACACUGCCAAGUUUGUAUCGUACAAUGAUGAGGAGGAGGAGGAGGACUCAAGCCUAGCAGGAUCUAAUUCGUACACUGGAUCUACAGCAGGGGUUGUAGGAUCACAUGAAAUCUAUAAAGAUCCAAGAGAGAAGUGGGUUAAAAGUGGCCAAGAUCAAGAUGCCAGUGUGAUUGGGGGAGCACCAGAAAGCCUAACAUUUAAGGAACGUCAGAGGUUAUUUUCCCAGGGACAGGAUGUAUCCAACAAGGUGAAAGCCUCAAGAAAACUCAUGGAAUUGGAAAAUGAGCUGAACACGAAAUAAAAACUGGAGCCUUAGCGAGACUGAGGCAGAGGAACACGUCUUUCACUUUGUAUAGUAUGAUUUUUUUUUUCCCCCAAUAACUGGACUGUUGAAUAUGAUUUAGAUUUACUGUUGCAAUAUUGAAAGACAAUUUUUGCUUUGUCUCAUUGAAAUUCUCAGAUUAAAAGCACUGUACAAUGUUUUAAUAAAAAGAAAAAUCUCGCAUAGGGCAGAACCUUAAGGGUUUGGGGUUAAUGAAUGCUAAGAUAUUUAAAAAAAAAAAAAACACAAAACCAACAACAGGGCCAUAAUAACUUACAAUGACACAAAAUCUUUUGUAAUGUCUAUUUUAUUAUUUAGCAGUUGAGCUCUUUGGAUCCGAGCUUUUCUUGAAUAUUUUUGAAUCCUGUUGUGGUUCUCAAUGGUACCAGUCUGAGUGAAGAUGAGCGUGUCAGGUUUGCGUGCAGUGUGGUCACCGAUCUGGAAAUGAACUCAAGCCGGGGCAGGAAACCAGCCAUUCUUACUUUAGCAUAUCAGUGGCAGACAUCAUUUUGAGUUUGUGGAAAGAGGAAAAAACGAAAAAGAAAGUGGUGCUUGCAUCUCUUUUUAAGGAUAGAAUAUUUCAGUGAUGCCAAGUUCACAGCCCAGGAGCACAUGGCUUCAGACUGACUUCAUUUCACAGGAACAGAUUGGGCCUCUGACGCCUAGGAAUAACGUUUUAAAUCGGCCAAAUUUGUUAAAAAAUAAAGAAAGAAAGGAAAUGAUCCAAAAGUUAAGAGACUAGAAACUAGCGCCUUUUUGAAAUGAUGCAUUGUCCUUACCCUGGUUCAUUUUAGUCACAAAGACUGCUGUUAUGGUUUGGAUGUGUCGGAGGAAUUUUUUGAGUGCAGUCUUUUUGCUUCUUACAUUCCUAAGUCAUUACUGCUCACAGUUUGUCUGGCUGAACGUUUUGCCCACAAUGUGACAAAUUAAACUCGGAUUCCCAGAUGUCACAGCAGCAGGCAGUGGCUGUGAGGCUUGUCCUGACUCUCCGUCUUGGUUGGCCGGCUGGCAGCUGUCUGCUAUUUGUGACGGUGGGCACCACUGCCACGCUGCUCUUCGCUUACAAACAGGGGUAUUUUUGAUUUGUGUGUUUGUUUCUGGAAGACACUAAAGUUAUUCCUACCAAAUGUAUGGCGUGUGCGAGUGCUUUGAACAGGAUCAGGAUCCUCUGGAAGCGUUUUACUGUUGUGCCUCCACUUGAACUUGGGGGUGUAAUGCACACUACGAGACUAGAUAGUAGAAUAGACAUUCACUGCCUUAGCUGCGACAAUUCACUUUAAUAAAGAAAUGAAAUUUGUAAGAUAACGAUUGCAGAUGUUUAAUGAAGAUUGGUGUGUAAAUAUAUUUUUGUUUUUUUUUUUUUCUUUUACACUUAUGAAAUAAUCUUAUUUUGAAGAAAAUAGAAGGUGCGUUUUUACUAUGUUGUCUGUACGAUCUUUUGUCAGGCAGUGAGUCUUGCAGCACAUUCUUGAAGGACGUCAUUUGUGCCUGCCCCUGAACAACUCCGCGGCUUCUCUUGUUACCUAAGCGAAGUCUCGUUCCUGUAAUGUGUUUAUUUAUCCCUGUGCUGCAAACUAACGGAAAACUGUCCAAAAAAAAAAGGAAACAAAAAAACCACAAGAUUUUGGAGGACAAUUUGCGUGUCUGUCUGGGUUUUAUAGGACUUUCAGGGUUUGUUGUGCUAUGAGUUCUAAAGUGCUUUCAUCAAACAAUGUGUGUUUAUUACUGAAAGCAUUGAAACUGCUGUAGUUUAUAAUUUCUACUGUAUUUCACUUGCAACCUAUUUUUAAUAAACUAUCUUUGUAUGUA